AUGUUCCUCUGUCAUCGUGGCUCCAAACGCUCGUCCCCAGGUCCUCAGGAAGAGACAAAUGACCCCUAUCACUUGUCUUCCCCCUGCGAAUCUAUAUCUCCGUCCGAUAGUUCCAACGGAAAUGAAUGGCGACUUCCAUCAAUUCUGACCGCAGGCAGUUUAGAUGAGUUGCCGAAUGCGCUCCCCGGCGUGCCGGUGAUGCCUCCCGUCUUGGAAGCGCAACUAGCCGCAGCAACAGCCGCAGAGGCUGUUUCAGCAGAGCAGGCUAGCAAGAAGUCAGUCCCUGGGUCCUUCACGGAUGCGGAUGCCCUCUGUCUACCCGAGUCUCUGAAGAAGAGACGCUCUAAGCGUAGACCCAUGCUAAGCAGCGUUAGCAUGCACAGUCUCCUCAAUCCUGUGUUAGAUUUCACUCGUGUGGACCAAAGUAGGACCAACCCCUCGAUGGAGGAGGUGUCUUUUAGCGAUCCGUUGGGUUUUGUGAAUCGGAAGGCCAAUUACUAUGGUAUUUCAACUGAUGGCAGUCUUUCACUUCCUCUUGCCUCUUCUGGCACUCGUAAAAAAUACCAGUACUCUGGUAUGAGUCUUCUCUCCCUGGGUCAACGCUCAACAAGCACUUCCCGAUCGACCCUGAAAAAGCUCCUAUCUUUGGAUGUAGAUAGCUUCUCUUACCUCAUGGACUUCGAAGAACGCUACACGGACCCCUGGGUAGGAUCCAUUUCGUAA
Messenger RNA from Dibothriocephalus latus, 723 nucleotides. The record is from the annotation of a GenBank genome assembly. NCBI's taxonomy places the organism in Eukaryota, Metazoa, Platyhelminthes, Cestoda, Diphyllobothriidea, Diphyllobothriidae.